AUGGCAGAGGACAACGGGACCGGGGUGACCGGCUUCCUCUUGAAGGGACUGUCGGACCGGCCAGAGGUGCGAUUCGCUGCCUUCGGUGCUGUCUACUCGGCCACGCCCCUGGCCAACGGUGUCCUCCUCCUCGCUGUCUACACCGACCGCCUUCUCCACUCGCCCAUGUGUUUCUUCCUCGCCAACCUGUCUUUGCUGGACGUCUCCCACCCCACGGCCGCGCUCUAUUUCCUGGUGGCUCCGGCGGGGAAGGACGUCUUCCUCCUGGCGGUGUCGGCCUCUGAGCAUCGCUUGGCCGUACUCUGCCCUCUCCGCUAUGAUGUUCUCAUUGACGGGAGGGUGUGCGUCGCGCUGUUGGCCGGAGCCUGGCCCACCCACUUCCUCAAGUCCCCCCUGCACGUGUCCUUCACCUUCACGAUGAGUUUGUGCCACUCCAAUCUGGUGGACCAGUACUUCUGCGACGUCCCCCUGGCCGUCCACCUCUUCUACGGCCCUGUCAUCUUCACCUACAUCAGGCCAUCUUCCGGUCACUCUCCCAGAAGUGACGGGCUCAUGGGCAUGCUUUAUGGCGUCCUCGACUCUCCCUCAUCGAUAACCUGA
Molecule: messenger RNA, 600 nt
Organism: Tachyglossus aculeatus (Australian echidna)
Lineage: Eukaryota; Metazoa; Chordata; Mammalia; Monotremata; Tachyglossidae
Product: olfactory receptor 5B21-like
Exons: 3
Coding region: 1-600 (199 amino acids)
Source: RefSeq, a predicted model, not a curated record